AUGUCAUACGGAGAGAAGCUUAGGGGCCCGGCUAGGCUGUCCACCAGUGAUAUGGACCGCGACACUCAGCUUUUCUCGGAAACGGACAACCGCUCGAAGAUAGCUCCGGAUUACAGUCGUACGAAACUGGCCCUUUUAGGAGUCGAGGAAGAGUCGCUGGAGGUUGGCCUCUCUGGAUAUACGUGUCAUCAUCCACUCAGCCCCGUUAACCGGUAG
Molecule: messenger RNA, 216 nt
Organism: Penicillium robsamsonii
Lineage: Eukaryota; Fungi; Ascomycota; Eurotiomycetes; Eurotiales; Aspergillaceae
Exons: 1
Coding region: 1-216 (71 amino acids)
Source: RefSeq, a predicted model, not a curated record